CAGUUGAUUGCAACUGAUCUGCGAGAAAGUAAAGCCACAGUCCAGAGCUGUAGAGGUGUCGGCGAAGGUCGGGCCAUCCGCUAGUGAGUGACCAGUACGGUGUGAGCCUACCACAAGCCCGCCAAGGCCGCCCGAGUCCGCCAAGCCUCCAGUCAGUACCGCUGCCGCAACCGCGAACCCCACCAUGGAUCAGCAUAACCCGGCCACUCUGGAACUACAGAACAACGCCACGGUGCUCCAUGGGACCGACAACAAGGCGAUGAUGUGGGAGAGUACCGACCAGCUGACAACUGGCAGCAGGUUAACUCUGGGCAAACCUGGAGACAACAAGCCCAAAGUUGCAGACUUGCCGGCAGUGGAGGGAGUGGGACACAUGCAGCGACCCAAACACCCCACCUCAUAUGCAGAAACACUGGCCCACCUUCUGAAGGGGAACAUCGCUUCGGGAAUGUAUGCGAUGGGAGAUGCCUUCAAAAAUGGCGGACUACUAUUAGCACCCUUCCUGACAGUGUUCUUAGGAUUAAUAUGUGUCUUCAAUCAGCAUAUUCUGAUCGUCUGUGCCAACUUGAUGAGAGAGAGGAACAAACUGAACUAUUAUCCAGGGUUUGACGACACUGUGGAGCUGUGCUUCGAUGCUGGCCCCCCGUUGUUCCGCACAUACGCCAAACAUGGCAGAUCAGCCGUGAAUGUGUUCCUGGUGACGGCUCAGCUGGGCUUCUGUUGUGUGUACAUGGUGUUUGUGACCAGCACAACGCACCAGAUUCUGAAGUACUUUGGAUUUGAAAUUGAGAUCCAUCUGAACAUGGUGUUCACACUGGCAUUUGUUAUGGGUUUCAUCCUGAUCCGCAACCUGAAGUACUUAGCGCCAGUGUCACUGUUCGCCACGUUCACGAUGAUAGUAGGAGUCGUCCUCACACUCUACAUCUCUUCCAAAGAUCUGCCACCGAUCUCAUCCCGCCACGCAUUCCCCACCUCGCUCCAUCAGCUUCCUCUCUUCUUCGGCACCAUCAUCUACGCUUACGAAGGCAUCAGUUUGGUCUUACCGUUACAAACGGAGAUGAAGAAUCCUGAGAAGUUUAAUUCGCCUCUUGGAGUCCUGAAUGUUGGAAAUAUCAUCGUGACGAUGCUGAUGCUCAUCGUUGGCUUCAUCGGAUACCUCAAGUACGGGGAGCAUGUGGAGGGUAGCCUCACUCUGAACCUGCCUCAGGACUAUACGUUAUCACAAUUUGUCAAGAUUGCAAUAGCCAUAGGAAUUCUGCUCACCUACCCUUUAAUGUUCUACGUACCGGUAGCUCUGAUAUGGCCAGCAGUGGUGGAUCGCUGGGGACCUUUCGAGAAACCGGCGCUCUACGAAUACAUACUGAGGAUUCUCCUCUGCCUACUAACUUUCGUGUUGGCCGAGGUGAUACCUAACCUGUCCGUGUUCAUCUCGCUGGUGGGGGCUGUCAGCAGCACUGCUCUCGCCCUCGUGUUUCCCCCACUCUGUGAUCUUUCAAUCCGCUGGAAUGAUCGGGACUUUGGAAUCUUCGGCUGGAGAAAGGCUGUGGACUACCUCACUCUCGUUAUUGCGGUUUUUGGCUUCUGUACAGGAACUUAUUUUAGCUUAGUAUCGAUUGUCGAUUCUAUAAGGCACUGACCGAAAGCAAAUGUUUGUACAACAAUUUGAUAUUUAUCUUCUCAAAGACCAUUAUACAAAACAUUGUAGGCUUUACGUGUUACAUGAUAAAAAUGACAGACUAAUGGAUUAUUUCUCUCAUUGUUUCUGUUUUCCUAAAAUUAUUUAAAUAUCGAAAAUUACUAAUACAAGUUAUUCGGGAGAGACCUUUCAAUCUUCAGUUAUGACUGAAGUUUGCUGGAAUAUUCGAUUUAACCAAUGUAAAACCUCUUAAUGUAAUGUAAAACGCAAUUAUUUUUCUUUUCUUACAACAUUCUUGUUCACAUUUUAAUUUUAUUUAUAGUUUAUACAUUUCUAUGACUAAACAUUCCGACCUAGUUUCUGAUAAAUGCUAGCAUAAUAGUCAAUCCAUUUUAUACGCUCUGCGUAGAGUUACAAAAGUGGAGUAAAAUUAUACACUUAGGCUAGUCAUUUGCAGGCUGAAAAGCUUUCCUCGUGAUGAACAACAUAUUUAUCUGCUCCUGGACUCUGAAUUGUUUGAUUUUGCAAUGUUAAAACUCUACGUACAUAUGAUAUUAUCAUUCCUAUCAGCUACAUUUUCGAAGUCCCUUCGCGCCGAAAAAUUGUUGAUACAAUAAAAUCUUGAAAUAUUUCAACUUUGAUUUUAAACCAACACUGGCAGGCCUAGUAACGUGCAUUAGCAGGUGAGUAAGGGGGAAGUUAAUUGUACUUGGGUGAAGGUCAACCAUCAUUUGAAAUUCGGGGAUUCUUUAUUACAGAGAAAUAUUACAGCUAAACGUCUGUGAAUAAUACUUAUUGAUCUCUGAUGAGUAAAUUGAUUGACGAUUACUUAAGCUUCAUCCUAUCACGGUAAAAUACCGCCCUGUUCAUUUACUGGUGAAUGAAAUUACUGGUGCUGCCUGCUUUGGUUUAGAAUUUGUUCAAUGGCUUUCUUCUUUCAGUGAGGUCGAAAUAUUUCAAGAUCAUAAUUAUAUUUGUAAUUUUUCAUUAUGGUCUGAACUGGGAAACUUAACUUGAUAGUUAUGAUAACGGUGUAAGAGAAUUACGUUUAUCAUUACUCUACGAAGGCAUUUUAAUUAGAUAACUCAAUAAUUUUAAGGCAAAUCAGUCUAACACAAAAAAAAUCUUAAUCUCCCGAAUGCCAAACUUGUGUAUUCUUGUACCUCAAAGGAGCCUGAGGCAAAACUAAGGUAUCAGAUCGAAUUUUAGGCUAAAAUAUUUUUUCGGGUCCGAUGGAAUCGAACUCGUGACGUCUCAGACGUUAAAAUGUAGUAAAAAUUUAAUCUUGGUUAAUCAUUCACUAUUUCUGCCCAGAAACUUCUGACAUUUUGAAAAUCUUCACUACAAUCAAAUUUAACUUGAUGUAUUUUUGAAAAAUUUAAUGUAACAUGAAGAUAAGACUAUUAUAAUGUUAUGAUAAAUUAAAUAUGAUGUAUACUAACAUUGAAAUAAUAUUAAGGAUAAUUAGUUUUUAUACAUUAUUUUUAUAAGAUUCUUAUAGCAUCCAUGAGAGAUGUACAACGUUUUCUGAAUUAUAUAAAUUCAGUACUCAUAUACUUAAUGCUAAUAAAGCUUUGAUAGGAUACUUAUAUUGCAUCUUUAUUCGAUGACAAUGAGCAAUCUGUGAUAUAGUUGUGAAACGGAUUGAUUAUGUUAGUAUAGAAUAACUGUAUUGAUUACUAAAAGUAGUGUAUUUAUUUCUUAGAUGUACAUAUUUAUAUAUAUUUCCAGUUCAGCUCUCAUUUAUCUCUUGGAUUUAGAGAACAUUUGGAACUCUCUGAGUUUUUCAAAUUUUGUUGUGUACUACCUAAUUUUGAAUUUUUGAGAAUCUUCAUUUAUUCGAGUACAGACAACAUUUUUUCCGUGUAAAUUAAUGUACCCUUUAAAUUUGGCUGCUGGAAAAUUCUCAUAAAUAAAUUAUGUCCAGCGGCCGUCAAAAUUAACAGUUUUUAUGUGUGUCAGCACUGUACAAAACAUUGAAACAUGUUUUAUUUAAAUUUGGAAAAUUCCAUCCUUUAUAGAUUCUUUUAUAUAAAUUCAUCAAUUCAAAAACUCAACUGAGAAAUUGAUUUUUAGUGGGUUUAUUUAUAACAUAAAUUUUUUUUAUAUUUUCCUGUACAAAUUUUGUCAGAUUAAAAAAAUAAAAUAAUAUUUCAAGGCUUUAAAGUACUUUUGAAGGUUAAACAAACCUCAGAGAAGUAAUUUGUAACUGAAAAAUAAUUAAUUCAGUAUUGUGGAAAGUGUAGGCAAUGGUUUCUUUGACUUAGAUAAAAACCAGCUGAUGUAGAGAUACACCAGAUUCGAACAGCUGAUUCUAGUGUAUCUAAGCUACAAGGUAAAUUUCAUGACAACACAUAAAUUUAUAUUUUAGUUUAUAUUAGAAUAGAUAAAGGUUUUAAUGUUUUCGAAUUUGGGGACCGACACAACAAAAGGUUUCACCGCCAUGGGUUUUGUUAAGAGAAAUGUUAAUCGAUUAAUAUGUCUUUUCAGAAUUUUGUAUAACAAUAUGAGUAAUUCAGUGACAAUUUAAGAUUUACAUAGCCUAAAGCUACGGAAGGCGGUUUUUAAAAUUUGAAAUAAAUAUAAUUUACGAAAACGAAAUUAAUUUUUGUUCAAACACAAUUUGUAUUCAAAUGUAAAAGUAUUUAGAGGUUGUGUAAUUUUUCAUUUGUUGCUAAACACAUAAGGAAGAUAAAAUUUUAACUUUACAUGUGGUUUGUGUACUUUUUAUAUUUGUGGUAUAUCGAUUAAAUUGCAAACAUUAUAAUUAUAAUAAUAAAUAACGUAAUAUAAUACUUCUCAAUCAUAUAGAACAAAAAAAAACCAUCUGUCAGAGAGUUAUGCUAAAGCUAUAAUGAGGAUGCAGACUUUUAAGGCUUAAGGGUAGACCUUUUGAUCCUUUUCUCAAUACCCAUAGUAAAAAUGCUAUUCCAAUAACAAAUAUCGUAACAACUAUUGGGAUGUUUACAAAAUCAAAUAUAAGUAGCAGUAGGCUACUUGUUUUUCAAAAUACAGGUACUGUUCACUACUGUGAAAUAUUUGGGUGAGUUUCAAUAAAAGCUCCCCUGUAUUAUGAUACGGUAUUGGCAAAGAGUAAACUCUUUUAGUUCCCUAAAUAGCAAAGUCGUAAUUGCACUCAAACCAUUAAGCCUUAAAAAAGCGAAACAAUAUAUUCCACAAGUAGGCUAUGUAAAGUAACGGGCACAGAACGAGAUACUACUACGCCUCUUGACAGCGGGUUUGCAUGUAUUAAUUAUCGCAUUUUAGACCAUUACGCAAUUAGGUAGGCAAUCCAAAAAGUCUUGAUGAUAAAUACGGUUAAAAUAAAUAAUAUAUUAUGUACUCGUAUAUACGACUCUUAAAGUCUGCUUAAUAUACUUCAUUUUGUACGUGUGGAGUUAUACCUGGUCGUUUACUGACCAGAUUUGAGGUAAAAACACUUUAAUUUGCAUUAUAAAUACGCAAAAUAGACAGGAUAUCACGUUUUCGGUCAUUUUCCAUCGUUAUAUGUUACGAAAGGUAUAACACAUAUAAAAACACUAUGAUAUAACAAUGGUUCAAUAAUUUUCUUUCCCUCCUUUUCGUCUUUCUGUUCUUUAUUUUUGUAUGUAUUAAUAACUUCCCAACCUGACGAAGAGGAUUUAUUUUAAUCCUCGAAACGUUGUAUUAUAUACCUUUUGUAAGAUAUAACGAUGGCAAAUGUCCAAAAUCAUUUUGUAAUUUUAAACUUUCCUUCGUCAAUUUCAAACUUUAAACAAAGAACCAAAAUUGCUUAUAUACAGUACUAUAUGAGAGCUGUGUGAAAUUAUAGUUGAAAUCUUUGGGCAGUAAUUAAUCUAAGUGAUUUUAAGGUAUUAAUAGACUAGAUAUAUCAUAAUGUUCAGACAGUAAUGUAUUAAAUGGCAAUAAUGUAGUGUAUUUAGUAUAGUAAUAGUAAAAGUCUGUUUUAUAUGAAUUUCAACUUAAGGUGAUUUAUAGUUGAACUUUGUUGAAGGAAGUGUAUAGAAGUGUUAUAUAGUUAUAAUGUUGUUAACAUGUUAGAGAAAUAUAUAUGAAUGUUUAAUACACA
Homalodisca vitripennis (glassy-winged sharpshooter) is the source of this 5705-nucleotide messenger RNA. RefSeq names its product proton-coupled amino acid transporter-like protein CG1139. The transcript has 9 exons. The record is from RefSeq and is a predicted model, not a curated record. Gene Ontology annotation, cellular component: vacuolar membrane. Lineage: Eukaryota; Metazoa; Arthropoda; Insecta; Hemiptera; Cicadellidae. Gene Ontology annotation, molecular function: amino acid transmembrane transporter activity. Bases 185 to 1636 code for a protein of 483 amino acids. Gene Ontology annotation, biological process: amino acid transmembrane transport.